Metschnikowia bicuspidata var. bicuspidata NRRL YB-4993 is the source of this 4507-nucleotide messenger RNA. It is a transcript of the gene VPS8, whose product is annotated as CORVET complex membrane-binding subunit. The coding region runs from base 358 to 4458 and encodes 1366 amino acids. Gene Ontology annotation, molecular function: protein binding. Gene Ontology annotation, biological process: endosomal vesicle fusion; protein targeting to vacuole. Gene Ontology annotation, cellular component: late endosome; HOPS complex. The record is from RefSeq and is a predicted model, not a curated record. The transcript has a single exon. Lineage: Eukaryota; Fungi; Ascomycota; Pichiomycetes; Serinales; Metschnikowiaceae.
CAUAGCUACAGUUACCAGCUCGCAGGAAAAACGAAAAACAUGUGAUUAAGAUUUGAAUACCUUGAUGGUGGGAUCCUACGUGACAAGCGACUAGUGACGAGACUCGUGAUAUAGCCGCUGAGUCUAGCGGACCGGCGGCUCCUGGAUUUGCGGCUCCUGGAUUUGCGGCGAUUUCGCAGCCCUGCUCUCCCAGAGACUGGGGCCGCAUUUCGCGGCCCUAUUUUCUGGCGCUAUUUCGCGGCCCUAUUUUCUGGCGCUAUUUCCUGGCCCUAUCUCGCGGCCCUAUCGCACGGCCCAUCUUUCCCCAUACUCCCCGUCCCAUACCAUCACCGCCCGGUUCCACCCCCACACAUUUCGAUGGACCCUUCCCACAAAGACCCUCCAAUAGGUGACACAAUAACCACGGGUGUUCUUCUGCGGCGCCGCGCCUUCGACACGCGGGCCCAGACCGAUGUGGCAAUCCGGCUCCAGGCGCCGCGGCCCCCAGGACCCAGCCAGAGCCACAGGUUCUUGCCCCAAAACGCUCUUUUUGGCCGCCAAAACGGCGUCUUUUCAUGGAAUCAGCCGCCCAAGAUUGCACGUGCCCUUGGAUCGCCCAAGUUCGCCGCGGCUUGUGGCUCCCCGACGGCUCUCGAGCUCUCGCCGUCCCACAUCUUCGUGGGCACGCACUUGGGCCGCGUGGCCGUGUUCGACUACCUCCAAAAUAUGAUGUUCUUGCUCCAAACACCCACUGCAGGGCCACUGCCUGCCGAGGAAACAGUCCCAGGCGCGCUGCACGUCACUUGUGUAGCCGUUUCGACCAGUGGAAGCCACGUCUGUGCGGGCCACACGGACGGCCUGCUUGUGGUGUGGGAGAUCCCCCGCCUAAAUGGGAAAAACAACAACAAGGCCGUUCCAACAGUCGUCGAGCCCUUGGAUGUGAUCCCAGGUAUGUCCGCCUCCACCUCUCGCGGCACUGGUGCUGCCAACGACCAUAUCGCGGGUGUUCCUGUGAACUCCGUGUCGUUUCUUGGCGACCUGAGCCAGAACAUGGUCUCCUCUGACGUGGGCGGCCAUGUCAUCUUCCACCACGGGUGCGUGCGAUUGUUCCGCCGGCAUUAUGUGACGCAGCGGCUCGUGGGCCCCCAAGCAGUCUUAAAAAACGACCCUUCCCAUGGUGCCAUGUAUGCCUCCGCCGUGCACGACUGCCGCGUGCUCCCCGUUGGCCCUGUUCCUCACUUGGCGGACCAUAUGGGCCUAGUUGCCGUGAUUUCAGCCCGCACCUUGACUGUACUAUCGGUCUGUUCGUUGGACAAUGACACCUCAGCCUCACCAAAGACGCAUUUCAAGGCCUCCCGCCCCAAAAAUGUGUCGAUUGGACCUGAUAGUGUUACAAUGGGGUGUGUGGCGUGGUACCCCAGCGUCGAGGCCCCUGCUGGAGGCCGUAGGAAUGCCAAAUUGGCGUAUUCAUGGAACAACGUGACCACCAUACUCGAGCUUGCCGGCCAGCAUGUUACAGGAACUGCAUCGGAUGUGCUUGCUGACUUAAAGGGCAAGCCAGGGGCUGUUCCACAGCUCGAAUUGACCCGAACGGCGAGGUGGACGGCCCCGGAAAAAAGCCACCGGACAGUCGCGCUCCAGUGGCUCAACUCAGAGAUAUUAGCUGCGCUUGUGCAAGAUACCAGUGGUCAAGGAAGUAAGAUUCAUUUCCUCUACUAUACAGAAAAGGAAGGUGAGGGAAGCCUUACUUCCGUGGCUAUCGAUGACGUCGGCUCUCAGCUGGCUGCGUGUAUGGAAUUUCUGGGCACAUCAGCCCGCUUGGAAAUGCGGCUCUAUAAUUCUUCAUUCAGAAUCCUCAAACACCGCCCAGUAGUUUUGGUGGAGAGCCACUUUGGAGCCCAGAAAUCACUUUGGACGGGAGCAACAACGAAAUGGACCAACCGACUUGCAGAACUCAUUGGAGCGGAGAAAUACACCGCGGCGCUCUUAAGCGCAUACAAAUUCUACUGCUCGGAAUACACAGGUCAGCUCUUACUCUGUGGUUUGCCACACACGGCCGCAGAACGACACGUCGUGGUUGAACCUUUUCUUUUGGACAUUAUGAGGAAGUCCAUAUCAGCAAUAUUUGGCCCAGGAAAAGACACUGGUCCAAACAUGAAGUCUGAUGAAGCUCCUGGAUCUGCUUUAGCUCUGGAAUUUGACUCAACCCCAAACUUUGAGCUCGGCGUUGAGGAUGGACUCUGGUUAUAUUUUCACUUAGCGACAAUGAUUACCAAAAAUAACGAAGGGGUCAACCAGGAGGAAAUAUUUGGAAUCUUGGAUGCCGUUCACGAGACAAUUGAUGACUUAAAACUAUUCUUUGACACUCUCGAGAUGUUUAUCUUGGCUCGUGAGAUCCGCUCGUUGACACCGUCCGUAUUCAAAAGUCUCGUCGAAUUUUAUGUGUCUACAGGGAGAGGUGACCGGCUCACAGAAAUAAUCUGCAUUCUUGAUACACAUACGCUAAACAUUGACUUGACGUUAAAACUCUGCGAAGCACAUGAUUUGAGAGAGUGCCUUGUUUAUAUCUGGACUGCUCUUCUCCAAGACUACACUCGGCCGCUCAUGAUGCUAAUGGCUGACAUAGAUCUGUAUCUGUGUGAUAGCACAAAAAGGAACCUCGUAUACACAUACCUUUCAUACAUUCUAUCGGGCCGUCAAUUCCCGACCGACCAGUACAUGAGUGCCAGUCGCGAAGAGCUGGCGAGAGGCGAAGUGUGCAAAAUAUUGUUUGCUUUGCGUGAGAUUAAUACUGAGGCGACCAAUGCUUUCCCCGUCUCUCUCGAAAAUACUGCUAUGUUUCCAUACCUUUGCAAGCUUUUGCGAUUUGACGCAUUCGAGACUUUGGCCACUUUGAAUGAGUUCUUUGAGAAUCCAUGUCUCAACACUGAAUCCAAGGGCCAUCUCAACAGACAAUAUAUUGUUGAGGCGUUGCUUGACAUUUUCCAGGAAGCUAACCACACGUUCUCUCUAGAGGACCGUGUAUACUUGGCUAUUUUCUUGGCCAGAAACUACCCGAAAUACUUGCAAUUUAUACGGAUCUCGGAUUCUGUUUUGGAACAAACAGUUGAGAUGCUUUGUAAUAGUGCAAGAAAUACACACUGUGAUGCCGAGUUAGCAUUAGAGAGUUUGUUGCCCGUGUACAACGUGAAAAAUGAAGAAUUUUUCCAAGAGCGAGUUAAGGCAGCCAAAUUCUAUCGCGUUGCAUUCCAAUUGAACAGAUCAAAGCAAAAAUUCUCCAAUGCCUUAGAGGUCUGGUUAGAGCAACAGAGAGGCGAGAACUUCAUUGACAUCCAUAACAACUUCUCGGUCUUCGCUGAUCUUAUUUCUCACGCAUUCACAGAUAAAGGAGUGAGCAUGGCCGAACAGACUCGCUUGAUGCAUAUCAUCAGUAAAAACUUUCUGGAACUAGCUGCGAGGCACCUGCGGGAGAUGGUGCUGUUGGCGAACUCUUACAAUUCUUCUUUUCACCGCAUGGUGUUGGAUUGUCCCGAUGAUGAAUUAGCAUACAGGUACUUGAGGAUUUUGUUUCAGGAGACCGAAGUACCGAAUUUUGGCUCCAGUAAAACCGAUCUUCUAGUCAAAUUUGUUGUUUUAAGCUGUGAUUUCUCUACAUUUGAAGUCCCUGAUUUGGUGAAUUCAUACUGGUAUGAGUUGGCUCAAUUACCAUAUAAUUUAAAACGCGUGGAAGAGAAACUCCAGAAUUCUCGUUGCUUUGAGGCCCUGGCUGUACUUUCUCGGAACACAAGUGAGUACAGACAGUCUAUUGACUACCUCAAAAAAGGACUCAAUUACUUCGCAGCAAAGGAAGAAUGGAACAAGGUGGAUGAAUUGACCGAGAUUGGGAUUACUGUUUGCAACAAAGACAAAAGCUGCUGGCAGCUUUUAGUACAGAUCUUAGUGGCCCUCAAAAGUCCCCCAGGUUCAGAUUCGUCUCUUCCCAAGCUGGUAAAUCAGGGUAUCUAUAGAUGUUUCAGAAGCAUCAUUGAUUUAGGAGAAAAGGAGCAAAACCCAAAGCUAUUUACAGAUAUUCUCCAAGACGUGAUGGAUGAGGCGACUGUUUCCCAAGUACGAGAAGUACUUCAGGAGACACUAACGUCAUUUUAUUUCGACAGUGAAAUACACAAUAUCACCCUUGCCAAAUUGAACGGUCGGAUUCGAAAGUAUAUGGAAUACAUUGAGACAGACCGCCUCCGUGGCUGGAUCUUGAAGGAAAAAGAAUGCGCAAGCUGUGGGAAGCCGAUGUGGGGCGACGAAGUGUCCGGAAGACAUCAUGCUGCGUGGGAGAAAAGGGAAAAAGCGAAGGCGUUUUCGGACGAGUUUGACGAGCAGGAGUUUAAAGACUGUGAGUUAGCCUUAUUCAAGUGUCAACACGGGUACCACAGUCAAUGCCUUGAAAGAUUAGGUAGUGUGGGGCAAUGCGUCAUUUGCAUCCAGUAGAGAGAGAGAGAGAGAGAGAGAGAGAGAGAGAGAGAGAGAGAGAGAGAGA